UAAUUAAUAAUCACAUCUAACUAUUUAAGUGUGACACUAUUAUUAUUAUUAUUUCCAAAUUGUUAUACUCAUAAUGUUGGCCCGUAGCAUUUUUCAGAAGAGGUCUUGUUGGAGGUCCGGUAAUGUCUAUCGUUUAUUUGGCCGGCGGUUGCCGGCUUCCACCGUGGAGGCGACGGAGAUGAAGCCUACGGUGGUGGGUCACUUCUCAACUGCUGCUUCAACUCCUAUAAAGUCCACUUUUGACUGCUCUUAUAAGUUGUAUAACAACAAGGUUCAUUACUUGUCAACUAGUGUGGCGGCGGCUCUUGAACGAGUGGACAACAUAAUCGACAUACCCCUGGCACAAACGGGUGAAGGUAUCGCGGAAUGUGAACUUCUCAAAUGGUUUGUGAAGGUGGGAGAUGAAGUGGAAAAGUAUCAACCUCUUUGUGAAGUUCAAAGUGACAAAGCUACCAUAGAAAUAACAAGCCGAUACCAAGGAAAAGUUAUUCAAUUUCUUCAUGUUCCUGGUGAUAUUGUGAAGGUUGGAGAAACACUUUUGAGCAUAAGUGUUGAUGCUUCUCAAGUCCCAUCGGAUGUUGGCAAGUCAUCACCAACUUCUCAUCCAACCGAACCAAGUAAGGAAAGCUCGGAUCUAAGCAAGACUCAAAAAGGGGAAACCUUAUCGACUCCUGCUGUUCGAAACCUUGCAAACCAACACGGUAUUGAUCUAAACGAUGUCCCAGGAACCGGGAGACAUGGAAGAAUACAAAAAGAAGAUGUCCUCAAUUAUGCUACUAGCAUAAAAAACAAGCCUGCCAUGGUUAAUCCUAGUUCUGAUAAACCAACAUUGGAACCAGAACCAAUAGUCCAACAUAUGACAAAUGAAUCUCUUUAUCAAGACAAGACAUUGCCCAUAAGGGGUUAUCAACGCGCGAUGGUGAAGUUUAUGACCUCAGCAGCAACCGUACCUCAUUUUCAUUACAUCGAGGAGAUUAACUGCGAUGAGCUCUGGAAGCUUAAAGUUGCUUUCCAAAAACAGAAUUCCGAUCCAGAUAUUAAAUUAACAUUUCUUCCCGUGUUGAUUAAAUCUCUCUCGAUGGCCUUGACGAGUUAUCCGUUGCUAAAUAGUACCUUCAAUCUUGAAAAAUAUGAAGUCAAUCUAAAAGGUUCUCACAACGUAGGAAUCACGAUGGCUACACCAGUCGGAUUAGUUGUACCAAACAUAAAGAAUGUUCAACCCCUUUCGAUUUUUGAGAUAACCAAAGAACUUGCACGGCUACAAAAGUUGGCUCACGAAAACAAGCUUACUCCUGAAGAUAUACGUGGUGGAACCAUAACUCUAAGCAAUAUUGGAGCGAUUGGUGGGAAGUCUGGAUCACCCCUCAUUAAUGUUCCCGAAGUAGCAAUCAUAGCCCUUGGUCGGACCCAAAAGGUCACUUCUUUUGGUGACGAUGGAAACGUGUACCCUGUCUCACUCAUGACGGCUAACAUAGCGGCGGACCAUAGGAUUCUUGAUGGAGCAACCGUAGCGCUAUUUUGCAAUGAAUGGAAGAAGCUUAUUGAAAAACCCGAGUUGAUAUUGUUGCAUACGAGAUAAUGUAAUCCUUAACCCUCAUAAGUGCCAUAUUUUGCUUUGCAUCAAAGAUUGGGUGCAGUUGGAGCAGAGCUUAGGCUAGAUGACUUAAAUUGUAUAACUAUUUUUUUUUUUUUUUUGUUAAUGAUCAG
This is a messenger RNA of Helianthus annuus (common sunflower), 1707 nucleotides long. RefSeq names its product lipoamide acyltransferase component of branched-chain alpha-keto acid dehydrogenase complex, mitochondrial. The record is from RefSeq and is a predicted model, not a curated record. Gene Ontology annotation, cellular component: cytoplasm; mitochondrion. NCBI's taxonomy places the organism in Eukaryota, Viridiplantae, Streptophyta, Magnoliopsida, Asterales, Asteraceae. Gene Ontology annotation, molecular function: acetyltransferase activity; lipoic acid binding. The transcript is spliced from 8 exons. Bases 74 to 1579 code for a protein of 501 amino acids.